Porites lobata is the source of this 933-nucleotide messenger RNA. The record is from the annotation of a GenBank genome assembly. Lineage: Eukaryota; Metazoa; Cnidaria; Anthozoa; Scleractinia; Poritidae.
AUGCACCAGCGAUUGAGGAACGACUACGGUCUCGUUGUCCAAAAGGAGAUCGUUCGAGAAAUAAUCAAAGAAUUGGACCCUGUUGGAGUACAAGCACGAUCGUCAAAGAGAUUGUGGAGAAGAGAAUACCGUGCAAAAGGGCCUAACUAUAUUUGGCACAUAGAUGGCUAUGAUAAACUUAAACCGUUUGGGUUUUGUAUACAUGGAGGCAUAGAUGGUUAUAGCAGAAGCAUUCUUUGGUUAGAAGUUGGUUGCACAAAUAACAAUCCAGAAAUAAUUGCCAAUUAUUUUACUGACUGUAUUCGCCAAAUAGGUGGAGUUCCGAGGAUAGUGCGAACCGAUGCGGGAACAGAAAAUAUAUCUGUGGCAGGUAUACAACGAUUUCUGCGGUCAGGAACUGAAGAUGCAUUCUCUGGAGAAAAAAGUUCCCUUUACGGAAGGUCGGUAAGCAAUCAGAGAAUAGAGGCUUGGUGGUCAUUUCUGAAGAAAAGUAACGCUAGCUGGUGGAUCGAUUUUUUUAAGGACAUGAGAGAUGAAGGUGUGUUCUGCGACCAUGACCCAAUUCACGUUGAUUGCUUGAGAUUUUGUUUUAUGCCCCUAAUACAACAGGCGCUUCACACAGUAGCAAAACAAUGGAACCUGCACAAUAUUAGACCUUCCCACAAUGCAGAAUCUCCUUCUGGCCGACCAGAUAUACUCUAUUUCGUGCCAUCAUGGACAGAUACAAGGGAUUACAUGACAGAGGUCGAUCUUGAUGAUAUUGACAUAAUUGAAGAUGUAUGCUGUGACAGAACAAGCCCAACUCAUUGCUCAGACGAGUGUAGAGAAUUAGUGGACAUAAUAAUGCAAGAGCAACAUUUACAAAUUCCUACAAAUGCUCAAGAAGCACGUGACCUUUUUGUGGAUCUUGUUUACCAUAUUGAAAAUACUUGA